Molecule: messenger RNA, 3711 nt
Organism: Nicrophorus vespilloides
Lineage: Eukaryota; Metazoa; Arthropoda; Insecta; Coleoptera; Silphidae
Source: RefSeq, a predicted model, not a curated record
AAUCAUCAAAGUGAAAUUAUCGUUUGCAAAGAUGAAAUUCUUGUUCGCAAUCCUCGCCGUCGUCGGCUUCGCCGCCGCUGCUCCUGCAACCCUCAGCUUGGAGACAGAUUUACUGGAAUUCGUCGCUCUCCUCCCCAUCGGCGAGAUGAAGGAAAUCUCCCAGAAGUAUUUGAACAACGAUGCCGAAGUGCAGCAGGUUGUUGCCUACUUGCAGAGCGAGGAAUGGGCCAAGCUCGUUGAAGCUGUUGGAGAGAAACCCGUGUGGAAGGAAUUCGAGGAAUACAUGAAGGAAGCCGGCUUCCCCAUCGACGAUAUCAUCCAGCUCAUCCACGACCUUCUCCAGGGAGCCCAGCCAGAGGGCAAGGCUACAUCCACCCGCGGAAUGAGGCAAUACGUCGACGAGAUCAUCGCCGUCAUUCCAGUCGAUGAACUGUUGGCCCUUUUGCAACACAAACUGGAGACCAGCGAAGAGUUCAAGGCAUUCUGGGCCGAGGUCUCUGACGAAAAGGCGCACUCACUCUUCGAAGAAGUCAGGGCCAUGAAAGAAGUCCAACGUCUCGCCGGAGUCUUGAAACUGAUGGGCAUCGACAUGCAAAAGGUCGUCGACAUCAUCUACAUGCUCUUUGGUUUGGCUGGAGAAGACGGAGAAGAACGCACGGAAAUCGGAGCUAUUCUCACGCUUAUCCUCGAUUACUUCGAGCAACUUCCCUUUCGGAACGAUCGCUUCGACUUCAUCCAGAAAACCGCGCAAGCUGAACGCGGAUCGGCCUUCCGGAUGCGCUCCGGCGAUGAGAUCGUGGAUCAACUUGAUCACAGCGUCCACGUCGACGCCCGCUUGGAUCAUGUGAUUCUUCAGAUGUCUGCUGGACUUAAGGAAAUCGUUGCUUUGAUCCCAUUGGAGCAGAUCCGCGCCAUCGCCAAGACCCAUUUGGAAACCGACGCCGAAUUCCAGAAGGUCGUCGCUUACCUGCAAGGUGCCGAAUGGGCUAAGCUCGUCGCCUCCGUCAGGGCUAACCCAACCUGGCAGGGAUUCAAGAAGUACUUGACCGAAGCCGGUCUGGAUGUUGAGUGCCUCAUCUCCAAGAUCCACAACGUCAUCGCCGACGCCAAGCCAUCCGACGCUGCUCAACCGUCCGCCCAAGGAAUCCGUCAAUUCUUGGACGAGAUCAUCCCUCUGAUCCCCAAGGACAAGAUCAUGGGCAUCCUCAACGAGAAGUUGGAGAACAACGACGAAUUCAAGGCUUUCUACGCCAAGGUCUCCAGCGACAAAGCUAAGGCUCUCGUCGAAGACGUCAGGGCCAUGGAGGAGGUCAAACGCAUCGCCGGAAUCUUGAAAGACAUGGGCGUCAAAGUACCAGAGAUCAUCCAAUUCGUCUACAUCUUCAUGGGAUGGAUUCCAUCCCAAGAAUUUGUAGACGAAGUCGACGAUCUUUUGGACAUCGACACCCAUGAUCUUCAAGAGACCAGCGAUGCGCUGAACUUCCUUCAUGGCCCUAACUUCUUCGAAGAGAUCCUUGGCCUUUGGGCUGGAGAUCUUGGCGUAGAAAGCUUGGAAGUCGGCGGAGUUUUCCAUUUUGUCGGCGACGACGGCGAGGAUCUCGUCCUUGGGGAUGAUGGCGAUGAUUUCGUCCAAGAAUUGACGGAUUCCGAAAGCGGAUGGCUUGUCUGCGGCGGUAUCAGGGCUGGCGUUGGCGAUCAAGUCGUGGAUGAAAGCGAUGAUGGCUUCAACAUCGAGACCGGCUUCGUUCAAGUAGUCCUUGAAGCUAACCCAGCUUUUGUGCUCCCUGACGGCGGCGACGAGCUUGGCCCAUUCUUUUCCUUGCAAUUUGAACAUCACCCAAGCAAGAUGAAAUUCGCUAUCGUUUUCUUCGCCCUCGUCGGCAUGAGCCUCGCCGCUCCAUCCAGCUUCUCCCUCCAAGAGGAUCUGAAGGAAAUCAAGGACCUCUUCCCCUUGGCGGAGAUGCGCGCCAUCGCCAAGAAGUACUUGGCCACUGAUGAGGAAUUCCAACUGAUCGUCUCUUACUUGCAAGGAGAAGAAUGGGCCAAGCUCGUCGCCGCCGUCAGGGAGAACCCAAGCUGGAUCGAAUUCAAAAACUUCUUGAACGAAGCCGGUUUGGAUGUCGAAGCCAUCAUCGCUUUCAUCCACGACCUGAUCGCCAACGCCAGCCCUGACGCCAACCAACCUGCCGUCUACGGAAUCCGUCAAUUCUUGGACGAAAUCAAAGCCAUCAUCCCCAAGGACAAGAUCAUGGCCGUCGUCGCCGACAAAAUGGAAAACUCCGCCGACUUCCAAGCUUUCUACGCCAAGAUCUCCAGCCCAAAGGCCAAGGCUCUCUUCGAAGAAGUUAGGGCCAUGAAGGAAGUUCAGCGUCUCGCCGGACUCUUGAAGCUGAUGGGUGUCGACCUCCAGAAGGCCCUCGACGCCAUCUACGGUUUCUUGGGAUGGAUGAAAAUCGCCAUCGUUCUCUUCGCCCUCGUCGGCAUGAGCCUCGCCGCUCCAUCCACCUUCACCCUCCAAGAGGAUCUGAAGGAAAUCAAGGACCUCUUCCCCUUAGCCGAGAUGCGCGUCAUCGCCAAGAAGUACUUGGCCACCGAUGAGGAAUUCAAAUUGAUCGUCUCUUACUUGCAAGGAGAAGAAUGGGCCAAGCUCGUCGCCACCGUCAGGGAGCACAAAAGCUGGGUUAGCUUCAAGGACUACUUGAACGAAGCCGGCCUCGAUGUUGAAGCCAUCAUCGCUUUCAUCCACGACUUGAUCGCCAACGCCAGCCCUGAUACCGCUGCAGACAAGCCAUCCGCUUUCGGAAUCCGUCAAUUCUUGGACGAAAUCAUCGCCAUCAUCCCCAAGGACGAGAUCCUCGCCGUCGUCGCCGACAAAAUGGAAAACUCCGCCGACUUCCAAGCUUUCUACGCCAAGAUCUCCAGCCCAAAGGCCAAGGAUCUCUUCGAAGAAGUUAGGGCCAUGAAGGAAGUUCAGCGCAUCGCUGGUCUCUUGAAGAUCAUGGGUGUCGAUGUCCAAAAGAUCGUCGACUUCGUCUACAAAUUCUUGGGAUGGAUGAAAAUCGCCAUCGUUCUCUUCGCCCUCGUCGGCAUGAGCCUCGCCGCUCCAUCCACCUUCACCCUCCAAGAGGAUCUGAAGGAAAUCAAGGACCUCUUCCCCUUGGCCGAGAUGCGCGUCAUCGCCAAGAAGUACUUGGCCACCGAUGAGGAAUUCCAACUGAUCGUCUCUUACUUGCAAGGAAAAGAAUGGGCCAAGCUCGUCGCCGCCGUCAGGGAGCACAAAAGCUGGGUUAGCUUCAAGGACUACUUGAACGAAGCCGGUCUCGAUGUUGAAGCCAUCAUCGCUUUCAUCCACGACUUGAUCGCCAACGCCAGCCCUGAUACCGCCGCAGACAAGCCAUCCGCUUUCGGAAUCCGUCAAUUCUUGGACGAAAUCAUCGCCAUCAUCCCCAAGGACGAGACUGCCGUCGUCGCCGACAAAAUGGAAAACUCCGCCGACUUCCAAGCUUUCUACGCCAAGAUCUCCAGCCCAAAGGCCAAGGAUCUCUUCGAAGAAGUUAGGGCCAUGAAGGAAGUUCAGCGCAUCGCUGGUCUCUUGAAGAUCAUGGGUGUCGAUGUCCAGAAGAUCGUCGACUUCGUCUACAAAUUCUUGGGAUGGAACUAAAUUUACAACUGUUUAAUUUCUUUACUUUUCAAAUAAAUACUUAAAAAAUA